GGGGACGGGGAGGGUAGAAGUGAAGGAGCCAGCUCUCUGCCAUUGUUCUCCUUCUGGAGGUCCGGGGACGGGACGGCGCUGGUUGGGAACCCGGACGGCGCUCGGUCGCUAUGACGGGCUCCGGUCCGAAGCUCGGGGUCCUGCUACUGCUGGCGGUGCUCCUGCAGACGGUGGUCGUCACCAUCACCGUGCUGCACUUCUCCACGGCUCUCAACUCGAUGAAGGAGACGUUCGCCAGGAGCAGCGUUUCCUGUCUGACGGGCGCCGACCUGCAGAGCGUCACGGUGGUUCGAGGGGACCCGUGCUGGCAGGUCACUCAGCAGCUCCACCUGCUCAUCGAGAAGUCUCUGUCUCAGCGCUACCAGCGGCAGAUUUCCUCGGCAGUAAGAGAUGAGGUGUCUCGGGUGCUGCCCUCACUAGUGAUGGAGGACAGGGCUUCACCUCGCCCCAAAGUGGCGGCUCACGUCACCGGCAGCUUCGUGCCCAAACACGAGCGAGAGGGCAGCGCCCCGGUCUCGGCGGGGGGGCGGCGGGUUCAGGGCCAGAAGAUCUCGUGGUGGGAGGGGCAGAAGGGGCUGGCCUUCCUCCAGGACGUCCAGCUGGUGGACGGCGAGCUGGUGGUGCCGCAGCCCGGCCUCUACUACGUCUACGCCCAGACUUACUUCAGACACACGGCCUCGCUGGAGGAGGAGGGCGAGGAGGGGGAGGAGGGGGAGGAGAGAGGGAGGCCGCUGCUGCAGUACGUCUACAAGAAGGUGAGCUCCUACCCGGUUCCCAUCCUGCUGAUGAAGACGAGUCGGACCUCCUGCUGGUCCCGGGGCUCCCAGUUCUCUCUGCACUCCGCCCACCAGGGGGGGCUGUUCCCGCUGAGCGCCGGCGACCGCCUGUUUGUCACGGUGACCAACGCCUCCGCCGUGGACAUGGACGAGAAGAGCAGCUUCUUCGGUGCUUUUCUCAUCAGCUAGAUGACCAGCAGAGGGAGCUGUGGUCACGUUUGUGUCGAUCUUUGACUCCGCCUCCCCACUCGGGAAGUGAAAAACUGAAGCUAGAAGUCGCGGGUUUGUUCAGAAUCUCAACCGAACACUGGAGUUGUCGGUGAAGACUUAAGACGAAUGUGAGGUUGUGUAUAUGUGUUGAUUUAAAUGUGAACGAGUGAUCGUGACCAACAGAGACAUUUCUUGGACGCGUCCGUACACUCACGUAAAGUCGUGCACUUUUGUUUAAUCUACUGCUUCUUAGUCACGUUUGUACGACAUGGAGUUCAAAUCGAGCUGCAGUUUGCAUCUGCUCUUUAAUUCCUGCCACAAGUGGUUCUUCAAUCCGCAGAACCCCACGUAUCAGUCAGCAGCGUCUUCUCCUCGGCUCAGAGAUGGAUCCUCUCUCUUGUCCCAGGAGGGUUCGACUUUACAUGUUCAUUUCUCACAUUAGAAGCGUACACAUGCAAGCAACAUGUGCCCAGUGGACACAUGGUCGUAUUUACAUGAUCCCGAAGGAGGACGUGUGUGUGAAGUCCAAAACCUCAAAACCCAGAGUUGCCUAGUUUUGACUGCAGGCAACUUAAAAGUGAUGCUAGAAAAGUUUUAGUUAUUAAUGUGAGGUGGUUUUACUUCAGCGUGACCUUAUUAAUUAACUCACCUUUGGCAGACUCUAGAUUCUCCACAAGGGGGCACUGCUGAAGAGAGAAACAGUCACAGCAACGGUUGUGUACUUUGUGUGACUGUAAUCAUUUGUUAUCCAUUUCAAGACAAAGGUUCAUUGUUUUCUUCUGAGAACUGUUUGUGCGUAACCUUUCUCAGAUGCUUCCGCGUUAAAUGUAAGACACGGCGAGGCGCUGACAUCCGCACGGGAAGAUUAAAGCAGCAUCUUCAUCACCUCAUCCUUCACGGGUUUGUAAAGUCAAAUUCAAAACACUGCCGCUGGUGUUUUUGCUGGCAGCCGCAUCACAGCCUCUCGCUCUGCUGUCAGGCGUCCAGCUGGUGCAUUAAACGCUGCCUAAUGGUUGGUAUUCUUGGGCAUUCAUGUCAUGUUGGAUCAGAUGCAGAUGUGACCUGCAGACGUGGAGAACAUCACUCACAACGUGGGGUUCUACUUGUUCUUUAUUGGAGCUCUGCUGCCGUCCAUGUGGCGCAGGGAGCUGCUGGAGUGAGAAAACUGCAGCGAAGCCUCAGAUUCACAAAGAAAAUCACUAAUUAUUGAUUAUUUAACUGAAGGAGAACUGGAGGCAUCAGAGAAUAUAUAUGAUUGAAGAUGAAAUUCAUCCUUAAUGUAGGAAACACAACUGAACAUUUCUCAUCAGCUGAAGAAGCUGCGAUAUAAAAUACACUAAAUGAUCAUCUGCUAAUCAAAAUGUCAUAUUUAAACUUUAAAUGCAUCCAUAGCAAAUCCAAUAAGUGGAUUUUAAACAACAGCACAAUUAUUAAAGUCAAGAAUUAAGUCAGUUAUAUUCACUGGUUCCUUCAGCUCUACUUCUAACAAAAGUCCCCAAAUUCUUAGAAAAGCUUUUUGUAAUAAUCAAGAGUCCGACCUAUAUGUGGGGGCAGAUACAAAUAUUUGUUAAAUGAAAUAUCGAUAUGUACAUGUUGUAAUGUUAUCAUUCUUUAUGAUCGUUCUAUGUGCAAACUGUCAAAAAAUAAUUUUAUAUUGGAUAUAAAUAAUAGGCAAAGAUUGUACAGUUUUACCAUCAAACUUAAUUAUUAAUUACUAUAAAUAUAUUGUUAAAAGAAAAACAAACAAAUUCGACCAAAUAUAUAGAACUAGAAUUAAAAAGUAAACCUCAACUAUUUUAACGUAAAAUACAAAAGUAAAUCCACAUCUUCUCUGCAACAUUUAUAGUCAAAGUUUAUACUGUAAAAUCGUUUUUUAUAUCGAUGCAUCAACACCAAAACUAUUUUUAUCAUCCACAUAUCGGUCGGGCUUUGGUCAGAAUUUCCCAUAAAGAUUCACGACACCAAUAAGACACGAAGGCAGCAUCACUGUAGCAUUUCUGUAAAUAAAAGUUUUCUUCUCAGUGUCUUGAUUUUGCAACGAAUGUGUGUACAUAUAUAUUUGAAGUGGUUUUAGUUUUGGUUUCCACAAAAAUUACUUUUAACACUCGAGAUAAAUCUGUUGUAAAUGGAAGGAGCACAAACACCUGAGAACAAGAAUCCGGAUCAACCCAAAACACGAUGAAAAAUGUAUUUUUGUACCAAGUAGAUCGAAAACAAUGUGAAUGUAAAUAUGAAAAUGUUUUGUCUGUAAAUAUGUGAAAUAAAGACACUGUUAAAAAAGUAAAA
Messenger RNA from Limanda limanda (common dab), 3272 nucleotides. It is a transcript of the gene tnfsf10, whose product is annotated as TNF superfamily member 10. The transcript has 6 exons. Gene Ontology annotation, biological process: immune response. Bases 111 to 965 code for a protein of 284 amino acids. Lineage: Eukaryota; Metazoa; Chordata; Actinopteri; Pleuronectiformes; Pleuronectidae. Gene Ontology annotation, molecular function: tumor necrosis factor receptor binding. The record is from RefSeq and is a predicted model, not a curated record. Gene Ontology annotation, cellular component: membrane.